Colletotrichum orchidophilum is the source of this 1110-nucleotide messenger RNA. RefSeq lists its product as uncharacterized. The transcript has a single exon. The record is from RefSeq and is a predicted model, not a curated record. Lineage: Eukaryota; Fungi; Ascomycota; Sordariomycetes; Glomerellales; Glomerellaceae. The coding region runs from base 1 to 1110 and encodes 369 amino acids.
AUGCCGGCAUCUAUCCAUUCUAUACUGCUCGGUUCAUGCCUAGCGAUGCUACCAUGGUCUGCCUCAGCUGCACCAACACCAGACCCAGAAGCCCAAAAACUCGCUGAUCCAACAUACGGCCCCAUCCCGGGACAGUCAACUCUCUUCAGCGACUAUAAGGGCAAAGCACCUCCAUUCCCGGGCAAUAUCACCGCGCCGGUCCUCCCUACAGAAUCGGGGAAACCGGGGCCAGAUGACAAAGUCUGGCAAAACCUUUUGGCAGCCGAAUGGGCCAUUUUUAACUUUUAUCAACAAGGUGUUGAAGCCUUCAACACUUCCUCUUUCGUCAAGGCCGGGUUCCCGAACACAACGUACGACCGCAUCACGGAGAUCCGCAACAACGAGGCGGGACACUUGCGUAUCUUCCAGAACCAAAUCUCCAACACAAGUGUCAAGCCGGGGCCAUGCAAGUAUGAAUACCAUUUCGUGGACGCCACGAGCUUCUUGGCGUUGGCCACCUACCUUGAAGUCGCCAGCAUGGCCUUCUUGACCGGUCUGGUUCAGGAGCCCAAGAGCAAGGCCGCGCGCGGCGCCAUGGUGGCUAUCGCGACGGUGGAGUCGAGGCACGAGACUUGGUCGUUGCUGGAUGUCUGGGGCGCAAACCCGUUCUCUGGACCAAGCGAUACGGUGUUUCCCUACGCCAACGAGAUUCUCGAUUUGACAAACGCCUUCAUCAUCCCGGGCAGUUGUCCGUCUGCGAAUCCGACUUACCCCAAUCCUAGUCAGCACCUCCCGGCCAUGUCGACUGUGGCCGGUACAAAGUCCAUUGCCCCGGGAUCUGAUAUUUCGUUCAACUUCACCAAGGCGGCUGAUCAGCCGGUCUUUGACGAGCGAAAGAGCUACUAUGCAGUCUUCUUCCACGCCGUGGGGAACACCAGUGUGCCAGUUGAUGUGUCGGGAUGGAAAUCUGGCGAUGUUGUCAACGCGACCAUCCCGGCCGAGUUUGAGACCAAGGGAAUCAUCAUCGCCGUGUUGGCAGAUUGUCCUGGUGCACCUAAAUUGGCCACGGUUGUGGCUGGACCUAGCAUUUUACUGCAGCAACCAGCACCUAUUGGUUUGCUCUUGGCUUAG